UCCUCGGUCAAGUCGUCCUCCCGUUCCCGUCGACCCGGCCCGGAAGCCGUACCCCAGGCCGCCUGGCGCCGCCGCGACCCGCCACGCCGCCAUGUCCGCCGCCGCGGCGCUCCGGGCGACUGAACCGCUGCCCCUCCCGAGCGGGCUCUCUCUCUCGCCGCGCCUCAAGCUUCUGCUCACCUUCUUCCGCGCCGACCUCACCGUCCGCCCCCUCGACGAGUGGCAGCUGAAGUCCGCCCUCCUCGCCUUCCUUCGCGACCCGCCCCUCUCGCUCCCGCUCCUCCCUGACUCAGACCUCUCCGUGCGCCGCCUCCCCGACCUCCAGAAGCGCCGCCGCGAGGAGCCUGUUGCCUCUGGCGUCCUCCACGUCCGCGACCUCUCCUUCCUCCGCCCCCGGAAGGGCGACAGCGAGGCCGAGGGGAUGACCGUGGAACAGGAGGACGAGAAGUACUUCGAGUGGCGGAGCUCCCUGGUCGAGAAGCUCGAAGGCAUCGAGCUCAACCUGGAGGGAGUCAAGUUCCGGAUGACAGUCGAGAUCCCGCCGUCCGAUGACUUCAGGGUGAUGAAGAAAUCGUGGGAGGAUUUCUACUCCUCCGAGCUACUCAAUAGCAGGAACCCGGUGAGGAAGAUAGCGAAAAGGCCGGACACGAUUGUUGUCCGUGGUGUGCCGUCCAGGUGGUUUGCGGAGAUAAGAGUAUCAUCCAAGCCAUCUACGUUGGUCACGCACACAAUUUUCUCAGCACUUGGUAAAAUAAGGACCCUAAAUAUUGCAAAUGAUGAUGAUGAGUUAGAAGCAAAAGAAGAUGGCUCCACUAAGGAGCUCAUAUCUGGACUCAAUUGCAAAGUUUGGGUUCAAUUUGAGAACUACGAUGACUUCCAUGAUGCAAUGAAGGCAUUAUGUGGACGCUCUUUAGAGAAGGAAGGAUCACGGUUGAAAGUAGACUAUGACGUGACCUGGGAUCACGAAGGUUUCUUCCGUAUUGCUCAGUAUGAGCCUGCUCAUAGCAGGUUAGGUGAGAGGGAUGCAUCAGCAUCAGUUCAUGGCCGGAAGAAACAUUACACUUCACGAAUCGAGUCAGAUCAUAGGAAGAGAUUUAGGGAUUGAUGACGCAAGAGUAUGGUAUGAGCAACACUGUUGUGCCAUGGGGAGAGGGAAACGGCUGUUCUGUACAAUGGCUGUUCUGUAAUAUUGUAUUGCUCCAUUCUCAGAUUUCAACUUUUUCCUCCUUUCAUUGUCAAUUAACCUUGCAGAAAAAUCAUUCUGAUAGUUACUGAUCUGUAGUUAUGACUAUCAGUAUUGCCCUGAUUGAUAUCCAGAGGGCAGAGAGCCAGAGAGUGCAACAAAACAAAACUGUUUUUUCUUGUAUAAGAAUUGAUAGAUUGAGCACCGGUGGCGCAGCCCAUGCUCAUUGAUCAGAGACAAUGGCAUUUGAGUUCAGAGUAUUGAAUGAUCAGAAAUGAGGAUUGGGAUGGAUAAGCCUACACGUGCUUGCUUUACGGCAGAUAGGGUACAGCCGUGCAGGUGGAGCUUUCUAGAUACCAGAACUGCAGUCUCUGGUUUGGAUAACCUCUUUCGUGUGUAGAGGAGGAUGAGAUGUUUUCGCUGACGCAAGGCUAAGAUCAAGCAGGGGAUGUGGAUCCCUGGCUGCAGUAGGUUUCCACUGGAGUCUGUAACUUGGGAUUGGUGUCGACAAUGUUUCUUGUGGAAUCACGGUGCAGAUGUGGCAGGUGCAUAUGCAUCGUCUUGCUUUGAAUCUUCUCGUCUAGAAUGUCAACCAGGUUGUAUAUUUCCAAGCAUCUAGAAGUGCACAUGCCUGACUUUUGUUU
Panicum hallii is the source of this 1827-nucleotide messenger RNA. Its product is annotated as A-kinase anchor protein 17A. The record is from RefSeq and is a predicted model, not a curated record. Lineage: Eukaryota; Viridiplantae; Streptophyta; Magnoliopsida; Poales; Poaceae. The transcript has 5 exons. Bases 92 to 1105 code for a protein of 337 amino acids.